Messenger RNA from Biomphalaria glabrata, 2669 nucleotides. RefSeq names its product BET1-like protein. NCBI's taxonomy places the organism in Eukaryota, Metazoa, Mollusca, Gastropoda, Planorbidae. The transcript is spliced from 5 exons. Gene Ontology annotation, molecular function: SNAP receptor activity. Gene Ontology annotation, cellular component: Golgi trans cisterna; SNARE complex. Gene Ontology annotation, biological process: retrograde transport, endosome to Golgi; regulation of retrograde vesicle-mediated transport, Golgi to ER. The record is from RefSeq and is a predicted model, not a curated record. Bases 42 to 389 code for a protein of 115 amino acids.
GUUAAGGUUUUUAUUUUUAUUGACAACGAAACAUUGUCAACAUGGCAGACUGGCGAAGCAAACCUAGAAACGGUGCAGUUUCCCUCAGCUCGGAGGAAAUGUUGGAUACAGAGAAUCAACGGAGAGUCACAGGGCUGGCUGAUAAAGUAUCAUUAUUGAAAGGGAUAGCACUUGACAUUGAGUCCGAGUCCAAAGAUUCCAACAGAUAUAUUGAUUCCAUGAGUGGUGAUUUUAGCAGUUCUGAAGGCUUGCUCUCUGGGAGUAUGCACCGACUAUCUCACAUGGUUGGAUCUGGCAAAAAUAACCGCAAGCUGAUGUGUUAUAUUGUGUUUGGAUUGGUGCUACUAUUUGUUGUAACAUAUUACUUCCUGUCCAGAAUCAGAGUCUAGCAAGACGCAUUGAGGACUUCUAAAAAUGUAAAAUAAAACAAUAUCUCCACAUUGAGAAGAUAAAAACACUUUGAAAAUUACAGAAUAAUCUGAGUGAUCAAUUACUGUAUCAGUCGAUACAGUCUGAAACAAUGCCAUAAGUUGGGUACACCUAAUAAUUGUAGGGACAAGCAACUGUGAUGAUUUAACAAACUAACGAAAAAUGUUUGUAGUUUCUCUAUAAUGUUAUUUCAUUUGUACCAAACAUGUUACUAAUUUCCUAUUUACAGCAGCUGAUUGCUACAUGUUGAAUGAUUUAUUACGUUGUAAAAAGAAAAUGUUAUAUGUAUUUCUUGUCAUACCAGUUCCAUAGUUAAAAAGCAUUCAGGUGUUGUUUUAGAAUCAAAGGAAAGAUAUACUCAGUAGAGAAAGUUGUCCGUCCUUUGAUGGUAUCGUUAAUAAAUUUCCUUCCUUUUUAAAAAAAAAAAAAUUACCUUCCUUUGUCAGAAAAGAAAAUAAAGUCCUCUUUAUGGUGACGGUCCACAAAAUGAUUUCAAGAUUAAUUUUCAAUUUUUUAAUUUCUUUUUAGCUCUAACUAAAUAUAAGAAUUUCUGAAAACGUAUAAUAUACUGUAAAGAUGUUUUACGUAAAAUAAAUUUUAAAAAAGACCAUUAACAUUUUUUAUUCUGAUUUUGCUUUGGUCGAGAGUUUUAAUUUACUUUUCCUAAUUCAAAAGUGAUUGUAAUCUUAUUUCAAGUAUUGGAUAAGGAAAUUACUGAACAUCAACUCCUUUAAAUCAUUCUGUGAUCUAAUAUCACAUUUUGCGUUCAUUACCUUCUUAGCACUUCAAAAAUGUAGCAGCCCAUUUACAUGAUGUCGUGUAAUGUCAAUAAAAGGAGGAAGAAUCGAUAGAUUUCUGUCAAAUUUUAUUUUUAUUUAUCAAAUUUUAGAAAGACUUUAUUAACAAUUGAGUCAUCGUUUUGUGCACUUUUUAUACAGAUGUUUAUUGCUAUGUUAGUUCUAUGCAGUACAACGGGGGAUAGGAGUGGGCUGGGAGAGUCAAGACCUAAGAAUAACAAUCCAGAGCAUGUAGGACACUACCAGGCAGCCAUCCAUUACUUGGCAAAUUUGAUCUGAUUCAAUUAAAAAUAAGCAAGUUUUUAUCUUGUGUGGUCUUGUCUUGGACCUGUGAUCGCAGCUGUAUAUCAAGAAUUGGCCUCUUUAGUAACGCAAGAAAUUUCGAGGGGAAAGUAAUGUUCUCAAAGAUGUAAAAUGCCAGACAGACUUGUCUUGGACAACCACUAAAUAUCGCAUUGAAGUUGUAUAUUUUAAUGGUGUUGAAAGAUGACUAGAGCAUCAAAGCUUCAUUUGUCUCCUCAUUACCAUGAUUUAAAACAAACAUAAUCAAAUGUUUAGAGUUUUUUUUUCCCAACCAAUUACUAGUAAGAUAAGGCUCUUACCUCCUUGGUCUUCAUAAAAUGUUCCCUUGAGACCUAAAUGUUUGUAAGUCAUCUCAGAUAACUGUUUACAUGUGUAUCUAUCUAGUCAUAGUGAUGCUUAUAAAUGUGUUAAAAGUACUUGGAUUGAGUAGACCAUGAGACUUGCCCUAGAUAUCAGUACUGUCUCAUGUACCACUGCUACCACACAAGAAUUAAAAAUGUCUUUAAUUGUAGUAAAUCAUUAAACUAACUAUUAAUUACAUUUUUAUCAGAUUUAUUGCUACCCAAAUUUUGUAAACCUAUUUUAUUUCAAUGAUUUUUUUAUUUAUUUUGAAGCUUCUAAUCAGUUAUUUUGUAUUCCAUUCUCAAGCUUUCCAAUAUUUGUUUCAAAAGGAAACAUGUUAAAAAAAACACAGCAAACAAAAAACAGACAUUAUAAUUUUUUGUUUUGAAAUUUGCAUUGUGCUUCAUGGUCUGUACAUUGAAAAAUUUUUAUCUGACUGAAAAGUUUUUUUUGUUUUUUUUUUAAAUACUUUUCACAGAGCACUGAAAUAUUUUGAUUUGUGUUGGCAUAAAACAUUUUAAAAUUGUCCAAAUGAUUCAGCCAAUAUAUUAUGUAGAUAAUCACUGUGUAAUUUUUAUUUGUGUAAAUAGUCUUUUACUAACUUACACUGGCGGUGUAGGAUUGGGGGGGGGGGGGGGCAAAUGGAGAGUGGGCUACAGAGUUAUUGGAAAGUUGUAUUUAUUUGCCUUGAAUGAGUUAACAGUUUACUUCUACAUUUUGUGGGGGAGGCCAUGGUACAAAUAAUGUUUACUUGUUGUCUUGUUUUGAAGUCAAAGAAAAUAAAAUGUUUGAAUUCAC